Messenger RNA from Sesamum indicum (sesame), 2828 nucleotides. RefSeq names its product filament-like plant protein. Lineage: Eukaryota; Viridiplantae; Streptophyta; Magnoliopsida; Lamiales; Pedaliaceae. The record is from RefSeq and is a predicted model, not a curated record.
CAAAAUAAAUGAUAAAUAUCUUUAAAACAUUAAAAAUACAUACAUAGAAAAGCUGAAAAAGUGGUCUCGUUCUUCACUUUGAAAACACAAUAUGCAGUCACCAUCACAUGCUCUGCUCCUCGAUUAUUUAAAAAAAUAAAAGAAAAAAAAGAUUUAUCAGUACUUCAGUAGUUGAGUAUUUGUGGGUUGUCUGAAAAUUUUCACUCGAUGGUCCUUAGAUCUUUGCCCAAGGCCAAGAUUCAUUUUUUAUUGGGAAGUAUGAUAACCCAGAAGAAAAGCAAUCUGUAAUGUGUGCAUUCACACCUCUUGAGGAAGGAAGUGAUAGGUCUUCUUUUGGAGAUGAGUCUUCAUUGGUGGCUCCAAGAUUGGAUCUUUUGAAUUGGGAUUUUCGUGAUUCUUCGUCCCAGUUCGUAUUUUGUGUUGCUGGAAAUUGCCCUGCUCAUCUUAGAAGAAAAUUUCACUAAUAUUAUGAGGUCUGCUGAAAUUUCAACUGGAAACUAGGAUGGAAAAGAGGAAAUGGCUGUGGAAGAGGAAGUCUUCCGAGAGGAGUCCCGGUGAAAGUGACAACUCAGGAUCAUUUUCUUCGCAUUCUGAGAGAUACUCUGGUGAACAGGAAACAUUGCAAGAAUCUCCAAAAAAUAGUUCGCAGUCGCCCGAAGUAACCUCUAAAAUUACAGUAACAGAUGAUGAAGUCAGGGAAAGUGUGAAAACUCUGACAGAAAAGCUAUCAGCUGCUCUUGUGAAUGUCAGUGCCAAAGAAGACCUAGUUAAGCAGCAUGCUAAAGUUGCUGAAGAAGCUGUGGCUGGCUGGGAAAAGGCAGAAAAUGAAGUGGCGGCAUUAAAGCAGCAGCUUGAGGUUGCAGUGCAGCAGAACCUGAACCUGGAAGUAAAGACUACACAUCUAGAUGGUGCUCUCAAGGAAUGUGUCAGACAACUGAGACAAGCAAGAGAUGAGCAGGAGAAACGAAUCACUGAUGCUGUCGCAGAGAAGAACAUUAAGUGGGAGUCCACAAAGGCUGAACUUGAGCAGCAAAUCCUUGAUCUCAAGGCAGAAGCAGACGCUUCCAGAUAUGAAAAUGCUGCUUCUACUGAUCCCAAUACUCUCCUAAUUCUUGAGGCUUUGGAGAAAGAGAACAGAUCCUUGAAGCAAGAAAUCGUGUCUAGGUGCAAAGAAUUAGAAAUUAUCACCACUGAGAGGGAUUUAAGUACCCAAGCAGCAGAAACUGCUAGCAAAUUGCAGCUGGAGAGCAUAAAAAAGGUCGCUAAGCUCGAGGCUGAGUGCCGAAGGCUUCAAUCUAUAGCGCGAAAAUCAUCUCCACUCAACAAUCAGAAGUCUGUUGCUGCUUCCUGUUUCUGUGCUGAAUCUCUAACAGAUAGUCGUUCGGUCAGGGGGGAGAGGCGUAACAUUGUAGACAUUGAUACUCGCAAGAAUAAUAAAAUGGAAGCAAAUGGAUCUGAACGCAGCUGCUCAGACUCAUGGGCCUCGGCAUUGAUCUCAGAGCUUGAUCAAUUCAAGAACGAAAAGCCCUCACCUAAGAGUCUAGCAGCCUAUUCUGUUGAAAUUGAUAUGAUGGAUGAUUUUCUGGAGAUGGAAAGGCUUGCUGCAUUGCAUGAGACUAAGAAUGAAAUUCCAUUUACUGCACCCCAAUCUGGUUCUGAAGAAUUGGUUUCCUUGGAUAAUCCAUUGAAAGCUGAGCUUGAAUCGAUGACUCAGCAAGUAUCUCAACUGGAAAAUAAAUUGGGGAAGAUUGAAGCGGAGAAAUUAGAACUUGAAAAUGCUUUAGAUGAAAGUCUAGAUUCACUGAAGGCAGCACAGAGGAGGUUGGAACAAGCUGAAAUCAGGUUGGACGAGCUGCAAAAGGAGCUAGCAGCAGUAAAUGAGACCAAAGAGUUGCUUGAACUUCAACUCAUUGGUGUGGAAGUGGAAUCAAGGACGAUGUCUGCGAAUGUUGAUUCAUUGAAAGCAGAGAUUGAAGAAGAAAAAAAGCUAUCAGCAGAACUAACAGUCAAGUGUCGAGAAUUGGAAAAUGAACUAACCAGAAAAAUCCAGGAAACCGAGCUAGAGCAACAAACACAUUCAAAUGGUGAACUCAAAAUAAAGCAGGAGGACCUAGCUGUGGCUGCUGAUAAGCUCGCAGAGUGCCAGAAAACAAUUGCAUCUCUCGGAAGACAGCUUAAAUCUCUUGCAACAUUGGAAGAUUUCUUGAUAGACACUUCAAACCUACCAGGGCUCUCUGGAGGUCAAUUGGUCUCACGCACUGGAGGAGAAGUAUGGAGGAUAACUUCUAACCAGACGUUUCUACCGCAAUGUGAUUCAGAUCGUUCAAGAACAUCAAUGGAGAACUGUUGCAAUCUGGGAAAUGGGAAUGAGGAUUCAUCACUAUCCUCAUCUUUGUCAGCACCAUCAACCAACCAUAUAACUGCUGCCAAGACCCGGAACAGUUUUGGGAAACUUUUCUCUCUGAGUAAGAGCAUUUCAGAACUUGAAAAUGGCCAUGACUAGUUUAGGGAAUUUUAUUUUUCCAGAUAGAAAUAGGAACAGUUUUAGCUAAUGAGAUCACUAAUUGAAUUCUGCAUUAUUGGCAAUUUACAAAGGCAUCAUUCUGUUGCAAAUUGCUGUGAAAAACAUUUUUGAGUUUCAAAUGACUUUUCAUUGUUUUUUCAAAGCAUUAUGCACAAAAAUGGGAAGAACAAACCAUUGUUUACGCACAAAACAUAAUUCUCUAACCUUUACAUUGGUCUUUUAACUAUUUCCUCUGUCUCAACUAUGUAAAACAUGUGGUAGUGUGAUGUACAACAGAGUAUAAUCUGUUAAAGCAGGCCUACAU